UCCCACUGGUAGGUCAGCUGUGAUUCUGUGUCAGUUGUGAACAGUUGUUGAAGAGUUUUGUUAGAUUAAUUUUUGGUCAUUUCCAGCAAACAUUUAUUUUCUUACAACUUCCAAUUAAUCCAAACAAAAUGGGUGAUAGAGUGAUGGGUGAUGAUGGAACUGUAUCUCUGACAGACAAUAGUCUGAUUGUAGAUAUAUCGGAUGCUCUCAGUGAAAAGGACAAAGUCAAAUUCACUGUACACACACGCACAACCUUAAAGAACUUUAAUAAACCCGAAUUCCAUGUUGUUCGUCAGCAUGAGGAGUUUAUUUGGCUACAUGAUCGAUAUGAAGAGAAUCCUGUUUAUGCUGGUUAUAUUAUUCCUCCGCCUCCUCCACGUCCCAAUUUCGAUGCAUCCCGUGAGAAGUUGCAGCGCUUGGGCGAAGGCGAAGGAACGAUGACAAAAGAAGAAUUUAAUAAAAUGAAGCAGGAACUCGAAGCGUAUGAAUUUCCUGAAUAUUUGGCGACUUUCAAGAAGACGGUGGCAAUGCACGAGGUGUUUCUGACGCGACUUGCCAGUCAUGUGAUGUUCCGCGAGGACGAGCAUCUGCACGUAUUUUUGGAGUUCGAUCAGGAUCUGUGCGCUAGACCUAGAGGUCGUUUCCAGCAGUUCGGAGGCUUCGUGAAAUCCCUAGGUUCAACGACUGAUCAAUAUUACUUAAACGUAACUGUGCGAGACGUGCACGACUUCUUCGAGAAGCAGAUGAACAGCCUGACUGAGUACCACGGCAAGCUAAAGGAAGGAACAGUGAAGACGGACAAGAUGACCGAGAAACAUAAGGAGGUCGCGGAUAGUUACAUCAAGAUCUCCGGUGGCCUCGUGCAGCUGGCCAACAUCGAUCCCGGCCCAUUGGACAAGUACUUGAUGAAGGUCGCGGAUGGCUUCGAAAAGGCGAGAAAAUUGGAGAGCCGCGUUGCUAGUGAUGAAGACUUAAAGUUAGCUGAUACCUUGAGAUAUUACAUGCGCGAUAGUCAAGCAGCUAUGGCGUUGCUGGUAAGACGACUGAAAUGUUUGGCGACCUACGAAGCGGCGAACAGAGCGUUGGAACGCGCCCGACAAAAGAACAAAGACAUACAUGCGGCACCUGAAGUUCAAGAGGCGGAGAAGGCUCAAACUGAAGCUUGCGAGAGGUUCGAUUCGAUUUCCACGCAGGCCAAGGAAGAACUGCUGGACUUCAAAACCAGGAGGCUGCACGCGUUCAGGAAGAGCCUCAUCGAACUGGCCGAGCUUGAGAUUAAGCACGCGCGCACGCAGCAGGAUCUGUUCAAGAAGUCGCUGCAAAAUCUCCAGGAGCUCAUGUAAUGAAGACGAGUGCCCAACCCCCCCAAUUAAUAUUAUCAUUUUUAAAAAAACAUAUUAUUUCUAUUUUUUAUAUACAUAGCAUAUACAAUCAACAUUGUAUUAUGAAGAAGAAAAAAAAUA
Molecule: messenger RNA, 1463 nt
Organism: Nicrophorus vespilloides
Lineage: Eukaryota; Metazoa; Arthropoda; Insecta; Coleoptera; Silphidae
Gene: Snx6
Product: sorting nexin-6
Exons: 7
Coding region: 129-1343 (404 amino acids)
Biological process (GO): phagosome-lysosome fusion involved in apoptotic cell clearance
Molecular function (GO): phosphatidylinositol binding
Source: RefSeq, a predicted model, not a curated record